GUCCUUGGCCCGCGGAGUUUUUGGUCAAACAGUCAAAACCAAUUUAGCGUCGACGGGAAGCUUCAUUUCUUCAUAACUUCCCCAGGAAGCCAACUUCCAACGGACGCUUAAAAGUUGAAACGAAACCCAGGCGGUUACUCUAAUGCUCUAGCUCUUCACUCAUUUCCUUUUCCCGCUCCCACAGCAACGAAUUCCACAAUCCCAUCCGGAUUCCCUGAACACAGCGCUUGGAUUUGUUCGUUCAGCUGUUUCCUGUUUGUGGAGAGGUACUUUACCUUUUCGUCUGCUUGCGAUCUGGAAGUCAGUAAUACUAACUACACUGAAAUGGAUUCAUCGCUUAUUUUGAUUGAUGGAAUGAUGGAUCGGAUGUUUUAUUGUGAUAACGGAUCCUUUGAGUUUAUUUGUGUCUCUGUUUUGUAACUGUUUGCUUGGAUUUUUUUUGUUGAAUUUAAGUUCCGUAAUUUUCAUUUCACCCCUGUUUGGUUCCGUGAAAAUCAUAAUGUGAUGUUUGUUGCUUGAUAAUCUGACCAUACUACAUUUGCAAAGUAGUUAUUGCAUUUCGAUCAUGGGUUUGAAAUUCGACCACAUGACCACUUGGUCAAACCAGCUUUGAUAUCAUGUCAUAAACCAGUUGCUCCGAAUAAUUCGAAUUGUUGAGAAAAGGUUAUGCUGAAUCUUAUACCACUCUCUAACACCAACUACAUGUCCUUGCGCAGCAGAAAGCCCGAGUCUUGACAUAGCACAGUCUCAUUUUCAGAAGAAACUUGUUUCCGUAGCUAAGACUAGGAAAAGGAUAGCUUUCAGUUCUGUUGUAGUUGCAAUGGAGAACAGUUCAAGAGAAUUGUUCUCCUUCAGAGUUCCCCUUCAGAGUAUGUUCUUCCUUCAACUGAAUCUCGACCAAGCCACAUCGAAAGCCAUGUGCUUGGUUUUCUAGAUAUGAACAUACCAGUACCUACAACACCACAUUUGACUGCGUUAGCCGAAGAACUCAGUAAGAAGAAUGGUGGAGAAGGUGAACAGGUAAAUGAACAAAUUCCAAGUGUGGCUGGUUUUGCCCCAAGAAGCCAUCCCCAGGGAAGCUCUGUUGUUCUUAGCCCGGAAACCAUAUUGAGGAAUUCAGCAAAGACAUUCAGAAACCUGCCUUCCAUCAUAAGGAAGAGAAGCUCGAUGACAAGGGAUGAGAGUACUUCUGCUGCAAUGGCCACAAGUAGUGGUUCAGGUGUCACCAGCUGCAGCAACAGCAGCUUGAUGUAAGGGCAGCAAGGAAUCUUUUCCUUGUUUCACAAGUCAUAUCCUGUAUUUGCCACUGAAUCCCUUAGAAGGAACCUGGACAGUGCAUUCGGUCAAUAAUAAUGUCUAAUCUUGCUAGUUCUUGGCCAAGUUGAUCAUUGUUGUGUGGCUGUUGAUUGUUGAUUUUGUCGUCAGGAAAUUUGUUUGUAAGCUUUUUGUCUGUGGUGGAGGGAUGUGUGUACACUAACACUACAGAAGUGAUGUUGUCAGAAUCGAACCGUCAUAUGAACCGGUAUUAUAAGCGGCUCGCAUUUUAUUGGUUUAACCGCUAUCAAGUCGUUAUAAACCCGUUAUCGAACCGGUGUCUAAGAAAUAGAAUUAUUAUAA
This is a messenger RNA of Linum trigynum, 1617 nucleotides long. NCBI's taxonomy places the organism in Eukaryota, Viridiplantae, Streptophyta, Magnoliopsida, Malpighiales, Linaceae. The record is from the annotation of a GenBank genome assembly.